GAGGGCCCAGCACCCUCCUUGGAAACCCAUAAUCCUCUCUUACACCAGGCGUCCUUGACCUCCCACGUUGAUGUGGGGUGUGUUGUGUUUCAAAGUGCUAAGAAAGAUGCAGCGACGGCACAGUAGCAUCACCGACAGCCUUCCACCUGAAAGAAGCCGGAGCCAAGCCAUCACCUCGGACACCAGCGUGGACCAAGGGGGAGUUUUCGAAAGCCUGAAGACAGAAGCCCCCUCCCCUCCACCGCUCUUCUCAGGGCUGGGGGGAAUCCCAUCAGGCAGUAUCUCGGCCACCCCUUUCCAGUCCAGUUUGCUCCUCGGGUCCUCAGCCGGAGGGGGCGAGGUCUUCAUCCAGAUGCCCGCCCCUCGGGAGGAGGGGCCAAGCCGGACAGAGGCGGGGCUCUAUCACUACCGGCAACCGCAUCAUUACCAUCACAGCCACCCGCGGGGGUCCUCCCUGCUGCAUAUGAGUGGCACUGACCGCCACGGGCAUCCAGAAGAGACCCCCGAUGACCAGCCUGGCACCCCGGCCCCGGCUCUUCCCGAGUUGAAGGUGGUCAUCUCCUGGCUACAAGACGGCCUGCCGUUCAUCGUCAUCCUGCUGGCUAAACUUUGUUUCCAGCACAAAGUGGGAAUUGCCCUCUGCCUGGGCAUGGCCAGCACAUUUGCCUAUGCAAAUUCAGCCCUUCGAGAACAAGUCUCUUUAAAGGAAAAGAGAUCCGUUUUCGUGAUUUUCUGGAUCUUGGUCUUCCUGGCAGGAAACACCCUGUAUUUGCUCUACACCUUCAACUCCCAACAGCUGUAUAACAGCCUCAUUUUCCUGAAGCCCAAUCUGGAGAAGCUGGAUUUCUUUGACCUGAUGUGGAUGGUGGGCAUCACAGAUUUUGUCCUGAAGUAUCUCACCAUCGGUCUGAAGUGCCUGGUGGUGGCCCUGCCCAAAAUCAUCCUUGCGGUUAAAUCGAAGGGGAAGUUCUACCUGGUCAUUGAAGAAAUAAGCCAGUUGUUCCGUUCCCUGGUCCCCAUCCAGCUGUGGUAUAAGUACAUCAUGGGGGAUGAUCCAUCCAGCAGCUAUUUCCUUGGGGGAAGUCUCAUCAUCAUGUACAGCCUCUGCAAAUCUUUUGACAUCUGCGGCCGUGUGGGAAGUGUGACCCGGGCAGUCAGAGUCCUCUGUGCUCCACAGAGCUACGGGGUCCGUGCGACCAACCAGCAGUGCAGCGAGGCGGGAGACAUCUGUGCCAUCUGCCAGGCUGAAUUCAGAGACGCGGUGAUGCUCUUAUGCCAGCACGUUUUCUGUGAAGAGUGCCUCUGCCUUUGGUUUGACCGGGAGAAGACCUGUCCACUCUGCCGUUCUCUCGCUGUGGAAACCCUGCGGUGUUGGAAGGACGGUACCACUUCUGCUCAUUUCCAGGUGUAUUGACUUGCGGGAUACCCCAAGAAAU
Molecule: messenger RNA, 1436 nt
Organism: Protobothrops mucrosquamatus (brown spotted pit viper)
Lineage: Eukaryota; Metazoa; Chordata; Lepidosauria; Squamata; Viperidae
Product: RING finger and transmembrane domain-containing protein 2-like
Exons: 9
Coding region: 71-1414 (447 amino acids)
Biological process (GO): positive regulation of ERAD pathway
Molecular function (GO): ubiquitin protein ligase activity
Source: RefSeq, a predicted model, not a curated record